Rhipicephalus sanguineus (brown dog tick) is the source of this 5935-nucleotide messenger RNA. It is a transcript of the gene Atx-1, whose product is annotated as ataxin-1-like. The record is from RefSeq and is a predicted model, not a curated record. Lineage: Eukaryota; Metazoa; Arthropoda; Arachnida; Ixodida; Ixodidae. The transcript is spliced from 5 exons. Gene Ontology annotation, molecular function: RNA binding; protein binding. Gene Ontology annotation, biological process: regulation of DNA-templated transcription. The coding region runs from base 212 to 1381 and encodes 389 amino acids.
CAGCGGGGCAGCGCUUCUGACGCUUCGCCGCCGUGCAACUGGGCCGCAACUCGGGCGACUCUCGUCUGUCAACAGCUACUGACAACGCUGUGCUCGACCAAGCGUGGCUCACACCGUAGGCGGCCAGUGCCUCCUGGUGCGGAGGGACGCGUGCCAGGUGAAGGUGAAUGGCUCCUCUCCUGUCCGCACUCAUCCCAGUCCACUCGCAACGAUGCUGAGGACCGGAGACCCAAGUCCCAUUUCACAGAGGCACCUUGGACGUUGGAAAAGGAACGGGAAGAUCGGGCCGUGCGCGGCGGCCAGAGCCUCGAUGCUGUCGCUGCGGCAGCCCGACUACCUGUCCCCGCUGUGCGGCGGCGGCGGCUCGGAGCGCAAGGUGCGCAGUGCCUCGGAGGGGGGCCACGACUGGGCGUCCAUGAGCGGCGCGCCGCCCGUUGAGGCGCCGCCAGCCGACGCCUGGUUCCGGCCGCCCGACUACCCGUCCUUUUACCCACGCAUCCCCUUCCCGCUGGCCGCGUAUGGGGCACCGCCGCCGGCCUCCUUGCUGGCCAGCCGGCGACCCUACCCGCAGCCAGAGCCACCGCCGCUGCCGCCGCCGCCGCCGGCGUUCCAGACCCGGCGCCGGUCGCCGCCAAGCCCGCCGUACCGACUGCCCAGUGGCAAGGAGGGCAGCCUCAAGCACCGAAUCCUCCAGCCGCCGGCCAGCAUCAGCAUCGUUGAGCCCCCGGCCUCGCUGCUCGCAGGCGCGCCACUGUCGGCGCCGCCCGUGCGCAGCCGGGCUCCCGAGGGCCCCCAGCUGGCCGUUGCUGCAAGCAGCAGUAGCACCAGUACCAGCAGCAGCAGUGGCCAAGUGCCCGGUGCUCUACACUACCCCGCCUAUUUCGUCAAAGGCUCCAUAAUCCAGCUCGGUAGUGGUCUGCUCAAGAAAGUUGAAGACUUGCGCACCGAGGAUUUCGUGAGCAGUGCCAACCUGAGCCGAGACCUGCGCAUCGAUUCGAGCCGAGUGUUGCGUGUUGCCGAGGCACCGUCUAAGGGCGAUGGCGUUGCCCUGCUGAGCUUCUCAGUCGGCCAGAACCAGGUCCAGGUGACAGUGGAGGCACCGGUAGAACACCCUUUCUUUGUCUUCAACCGGGGCUGGUCUUCCUGCAAUCCCGAGCGCUCUCUUCAGCGCUACCAGCUCCAGUGCCACAGGCUGAGUGUUGGCGAUGUCUGCAUCUCACUGACGCACCGUGCUCGCCGAACAGGGCUGCCUCCUCGACCGCCCCCUGCAGCGCCUGGGGCAGACCCGAUGAACCCACUGAGCAUCCGUGAGCCAGCGCCCCGUAAGCGUCGCUGGUCUGCCCCAGACCAAGUGGCUCCUGUGUCGGAGAGGACCACGUGAUGCAGUGCUGUGAUGACUGGUAUUUUUCCUCGUGGCCUCCCUGCCGCAUUCCUCUCCAGGACCAGUGGGCUCUUCCAGCUGGGAGGAGCAGGCUGCACAUACAACCACCAUGUGACUUAGCUGUCUACUUACAGAUUUGGGUAUGCGAUGGCCAGUUGAGGGCUCCCCGGUUAAUCAGAACUGUGAUGUCGGGCUCUCUAAGUUUGACCGUGUUUAUGUAUACCCAAAUAGGCCUCUAGACUGCCUGUCACCGUGUGCUUGUCUCCGAGGCACAAAUUGUGCUCUUGGAGACCCAAAGAACUAUCGGUUCCAUAGCAGAGCCAUAUGUACACAAGAUCUCUCAAUCUGGGUAGAAAGACCUCCCAAAGAAUAUUUUUCGAGUGAAAAGGCUCCAUUUUUAGAGCUAGCCGUACCAGGAAACGUUGCCGAAGGCCAGUUAAAAGGGAUUUUUUGGGAAGUUGUCCAAAUCUAAGUCACCCAGAGAGCCGAGUGCUCCUAUCAAUAUUUGCAAAAUGAGAUUGAUCUCACUGCCUGGAGCAAGGCAACUCCGAAUUCUGAUACUGAGGCUCUCUUGGAAGUUAGCAGCAGACUCCUUGCUCUCUGCAGAGACCAUGCUGGCCAUGGGUGUUGUGUUUUGGCGAUCUCCAGCAAUGUUUGCUACUUGUUUUUUGUUUGUUGUUUAAUACCUCUGUAAUUGUUUGUGCUCCCUCACCAAACAUGUUUGUUACUGCAUUCGUUAUAUUGCCAUUGUCUGUUUGGGUGCCUCUCCUUGCUCAGCCAGACACGCCAUUCUGUAAUGGGCAAAAGUCGUCAGCUCAAGCCCUGGCUGUCUUUGUGGCUGCUUAUGUGAAGCCCACAUUAGUGAUGCCAAAAGGUAACGGACUAAAGGCAAGUCCAUGUGUUCAUAUUAAAUGCUUACACAGGGUCCUUGUUGACUGAAGCCAAUUGAAAUGCUAGUGAAACCUGCCCCUGCAGAAAUCUUAAUGAAUGUAGGCCACAGCUAGUGUAGGCACAUUGGAGUGCCAGUGCCUUCUUGCUGCCGGAGAAGCCUAGUUCUUUCUGUUGCUUCCAAAAAUCGCCAUCAUACAGUCAGUGCAUUUGCAUACCUGCCAACUCUCCCGAUUUGCCCGGGAGACUCCCGAAUUUCGAUCACUUCUCCCCUUCGUACGGGCACGGCCGUAAAUAUCCCGAAAAAGCAGCCCUAACUCUGCCGCGAAAAGAAAAUAAUAACAAAGGACAGCAUUUAUGAAAGAACCCCAAGAGCUUUCCAGAGCGGCUGCGGGACCCUCCCCUCCUCCCACCAGUAUAGAGGGGGACGGUGGGGGCUCUGGCUCUGCAUUUUAUCAAAGUAGCAGUGCCGCGGCGUUUGCGUGUGACUUUUGUUAUUUACAAUUCUUCAAUUCUUAUGUACAAUUCUUUCUCUUUUUUUUUCUUUUUUUUACUUAUCAUACUGCAGCGCGCUCCUACAGUACGGCCGCUGUUUCAGGCUCCGCGGGACGUGUUUUCGUGAAAACGCAGUGCCGUACGCACAAAAGUUUUUUUCAAGUGAAGCUUGUUACGAGUUACAGAUUUCGGCGUUGUAUGCGAAGAACCCGGCGCCGACAAGCGUAUAGAUGUGCAGCCCUCGAAGGGCUGCACUUCUGUACGUUCACAUGCAUAUUUGUAUGCGCCGUUUUCCAAUAAUUGAUGCUUUCUCGAUCGUGGGCUUGUUCGGCGAUCAGCCGUUUCUGAUACGGGCAAUCUCAUCUUUGAUCGAGUUUGCUUCUCAUUUCACGUUGCCACGUUUCAUUGUUGCCUGGAUAUGAACGCAUGGCCGUCGAUGUUGCCUGUAGCAACUGAAGUGUAGUACUAGUAAGCACGUGCAUGAAGGUCCAAUUCUCGGCAUGGAUGCAGGAAAACGAUUCGAGGUAGCAUUGCGCGAUGCGAUAAAAAGAAAAGCAGUGGGUCAGGCACGCGCACGCUAAGCUUCGCUUGUCCCCCAUUUCCCGAUAAGGGAUAAACUGAUUUGUUUUUUGUUUUUGUUUUUUCGCAAUGGGUCCAACGCAUGCGGAACGCUUAUUAAACCACUUUCGCCGCAGUACACUGGUAUUAUGCGGAAAAGCUACUAGGAUUGGCUAGGGGCACGAAGCAAGAAUUCUUAGAAGAGGAGAAACAGUGCUCGUUCUGGCGUUCUAGUGAAGUCACGACGCCGAUGCGCCCUCCAGGCCCGUAGCCAGAGGGGGGGGGGUGCCCUGCCGGGAUCUUUGAGUUUCUCUUUAUUUGCUCAAUAUAGUCAAUAAUGAUGAUAUAAAUUCACUAUACCAGACCCACCAUAGUCGCAGCUUCGCUGGCUUCCAUCUUCACACUAGUGGGAGAGCUUUCAAUUUUUUUAAACGUGAAAUCGUCGAGUAUCAUUUUUGCAACGGAUGGCGGUACUUGCCUUCCAUGAUAUUAGUUGGUAUUUAUAUCUUAAUGCUUUCCCUCUGUGCCUUUGAUGGUUCAAGGCAUCUGUAAUGGUCAGCGCUGGGAACCGACUAUACUAUCGCUGCAGGUAUUUAAAGAUCCGUUGGGCGCUGGUGAAAAACAAAGUGCGUCGAGUGCACCAUGCCACUCCAAGAAGUGCUUCUCGCAAACAUAUACACGAGAUGUGAGCUCUCGAUCUUUCCUUGGUCUCGCUCGACACCACACUUCCAAGCGUAUACAUGCUGGCUCGGAACUUCAACGGGAAUCACAGUCCUCUUGCAAAAUGCGUAGCCUCUGCUGCAUUACGGCACGACACAUUUUUGCCCCGCCCUAAAGGGUCACGGAUAGAAAACGCUUCGCGUUUGUUGCAACGUGAAAAGCGCGCGCAAAUCUGAGAGGCCAGCGCCGCCGGCGCAAAGUGUAAGCACGCCCCCAAGAGAGACAGAAAGCCUGCAGAUCGCGAAAGACACCUCGACAGCUUCACACACAAAUUACACACCUAAUGGGACCAUUUGAAACAACGCAUUUCCCGUAUCAUGUGGAUUAUUUCUGACGGGGAUUUGGUGUCAGGUUCCGAGAAUAGCGAUACUGCUCUCCAGAAUGACACAAUUCUACGAUUCUGAAAUAUAGAGGUUUUGUUCAGCAGCUAAGUUUCAACACAUGGUGACCGCUUGGUGUGUCUCACGAAAAAAUGCUUCAGACCAGUCCCGUCUCUUUAGCUUACCCGAACAAAGCGUUAUUAAGCACUAUAGGCGAGUAAAUAAUGCGAGUAACACUUAACAAAGCCACAAACAUUUUAUCUCUUAUGAAGCCGCGGGCCGCGUGUUUGAGAACCCCGCUAUAUGCGAACGAGUGACCUGUGGCGUCGGCAGACGUAGUCUCUUCUGACAUUACUUCUAGUAGUAAACUCGUAGCUCGUUUCAAGCGCCGCACGGCAUGUAAUUAAGGCAGUGUUAACAACUGCAGCUAAAAGGUAGGUCAGUUCUAUUUAUUGACGCUGCAGAAGGAAAGCUGAGAAAAAUUUACGAUAUAUGAGACGAUAUCGGGUUUUUUGUGCGUCGCGCACAUAGAAAACGUAAGCGAUGGCAACCCGAUCGACACAUCAUCUUCGUGCUGCGGCGAAAACAGUAUUUCCUUCUCGCCCUACCAUUACUGUCACGGCGUAGCAAAUUAUUCUCCUCAAAUACUUUUCUCCGUGGUUGGGGGCUACUAGCUGUCACGGGACACAACAUAUUUUGUCCCUUAAUUGCUUACUCAUUAAUUUAUUAAUGAAUAUAUGGGGUUUUACGUCCCAAAACCACGAUAUGAUUGAGGGACGCCGUAGUGGAGGGCUCGGGAAAUUUCGGCCAUCUAGUGUUCUUUAACGUGCCCUGACAUCGCACAGUAUACGGGCCUCUAGCAUUUCGCCUCCACCGAAAUGCGACCGCCACGGCCGGUAUCGAACCUGCGACAUUCGGUUCAGCAGCCGAGCACCGUAACCACUGAUCCACCUUGGCGGACCUUAAUUACACACUCAUGCACGCGCCUUAUAUUUGCGAAUGCAAGUAUGAUCGCUGACGUACAAAGACUUAGCUGACACUCAUUCGGAGCUUGCGUUGAUGUUGCUGUGGCCCUGAGAAACAAUAAACGGAAACUUGCGCCAGUUUUCCUUUGUCGUGUGCCCCCCCCCCCCCCCCAACUCCCCCUAUCUACGAAUUUCCCGAAUUUCGAGGUUCGCAGGGGUUGGCAGGUAUGCAUUUGGAGAAACCUGUACAAGGUGUGUUGUGUACUUCCUACGAGGGCAGGGGCUGUCCCUUUGGACAGGUGGGCUUCAGGGGCCGGUUUUACUGCGCUAUCCAAUGGGCAAGUGCGAAUUUCCUACACAUGUGUUGCCCACACUGUUUGUAAUGGCUGUUCUGUCCAAUAAGGGCGCCACCAAAGUUUUGAGACUCCUUCACUUGAUCUCUUAACACCACCGGUCAACACGAAGUGGUAGAAGUGCGAGACUAAAACUUUUUUUUUCUUUUCUCAUUGUUGUCUUUGAGACAAGUGUUCUAUACCAGUGCACAUGCUAUAACUGUCAGUGUUGCUGGCCUACGUACCAAGAUUAAACCAGUGUUUGUUUCUUUCUGA